This is a messenger RNA of Spodoptera exigua (beet armyworm), 1797 nucleotides long. Lineage: Eukaryota; Metazoa; Arthropoda; Insecta; Lepidoptera; Noctuidae. The record is from the annotation of a GenBank genome assembly.
CUGCUACUUAUUAUCAGCGUUAUCAACACCGCUUGUGAACAUCUGACUGCUUUAUCAUUCAUUAUUUAAGAUUUAAGAACACUCCGUAGCCGAAGUCUAACAAUUUUAUUAUGGAACUAACAUUUUCCAAAAUGACAGUAGAUACAAGUCUUGCUCAGGAAUAUUUAAAAAAGAAUGAAGCACUGUCGGAGUUGUAUAGUGACUAUGAUGCCAAUGUUAAGAAAAACCCCAGUAGACAUGGAGGAGUUUUUAAAAAGGUGUUAGGUUCAUACAAUGAUGAUGAAACCCAGAAUAUCCUGUGGCAGUUAGCCGCUAACUUGAAACAGAACAGUGAACUAAUUGCGCAGUUGGAAUACCACAUCAGAAAAAUACCAAUAGAAGACACCAAGACACAAUUAAAUGUUCUCAUCCAGUAUGUCAAAAGCUAUUUUGGAAUUAAGAAAGAUGUCAUUGAUAACAUUAAAAGUGACCAACAUUUUAUGGUUGGCGAUCCUCUUCUUAAUUUGGCGCAAGUGGUGUAUAUGAUGGUGCAUAAACAACAUGACCAUAUCAUCCUCUACACCACCACCAAGGAGCCUGUGGCGAUCUGUCACCUGUUUGUUACUCUCUGCCAUCAAGCUGGAUAUAAGAGCCUAUUGUUAGAGUGUCGACACAACUCCCAGCUUGCACAGGCAGUGGUUAACAAGUACGGUACUGUGGCCGUUGUUGCCGAGGAUACCGAUGUAGACUCUGCAGUUGAUAAGUUCCUCUCAUCGUCCAAACAGGUGCCCUGGUACCUGCGCAGAAUUUUAGUUCAAGAAAGCGUUUACAAGCAAUUCAAGGACGCACUUAACUGGAAAUGUUCUUUAAAGAAUAAUGAAAAGAAUGCUGUUGGGCCCAGCGUGUUGUGUUCUCAAGCUCUCACUUAUGAAGGACGGACGUUCCUCAUAGACCCCGUGCAAGUUGUAGAAGCACAGCAAUCCUUCGUCAUUGUCGAAGCUUACAGGACUGCGAAAGAAGUGAUAUCCAUACUCCAACAAGACGAACCUCACUACUUGUCACUGUGGAUAAAUGGAAUAGCUCAAAUUAAUGAAUUCACUCAGAAUACCAACGCAGCCGUAGUUUGGGUGAACAAUAUCGGCGACAUCAGAGGACCUCCUCUCGUAGCACGAGCACUCCACCCCGUACUCCAAGAUAAAUAUCACAGUACUACAAUUUUCAACGAAAAAAAUGAUAGGAUCGCCAAACUGGUCAAGCUCUCCCAGCCGUGGUCGAAAAUGGAUUUGGAUAGCCGUCGCGAUAUUCUUAUGAAUGUAUUACAAAAAUAUAUGUUAUCUGAUCCACAAAACUUAGACUAUACUCACGUAAGGAAGUCACUUCUGAACUUGACUAGCGAGUCUUUUGUGCAGACUGGAAAAGAUUAUACUUGUACGGGAUUGUGGAAGCCUGCAGGUUUUAUUGCCCUUCCCGCCACCGAAUGGUCUUUAAGUUUGGCAGUUACUUUGGCUCUACAAGGUAAUGCGUUAGUUUUCUACUCACUUGAAACUCCAAGUAAAGUCCCGAAUGUUGAAUUACUUGAAGCAGCUGGAGUGCCUGUUGUUCAUGUAGAAAGUUGUCCCAGUAAACCAAUUACCCCUGGCCUUCGUGGCCCAACGCGAACCCUCCAAGUCAUCUGGACUAAUUCGGGAACAAUUUUCGCGAACUAAUACUUUUAAUUAUAAUGUUAUACAUAUUAUAAAUACUUAUAUUACGUGUUAUGUAAGCGUGCUAUAUUAUUUCCAUGUUCAAACAAAUUUUAUACAAUAAUAUAUUUUUUUA